Messenger RNA from Paramecium octaurelia, 2367 nucleotides. Lineage: Eukaryota; Ciliophora; Oligohymenophorea; Peniculida; Parameciidae. The record is from the annotation of a GenBank genome assembly.
AUGCAUAAUUUUCUGUUCGAAAAUAGACUAUCAACUUACUCUCCCUUUAGUCCUUUCGGUUCUACAAAAAACUCUAAACCAGGCAUAAUAACAAAGAUAAAAAACAAGAUUUCGGAUUUAUUUCUACCUACAAUUGACCCAUCAAGUAAAUUUUAACGGAUACAAUGCUAUUAUGAUUAAAAUUUAGAAAAAGAACUAUCUCAUUAAUUUAAAAAUAAACUUGUAAUUGUAGAUCACAUUCUACCUAAGCAAGAGGAAAAUCUAACUUCAAAGCGAAAGUCACUCUAUCCCUUUGAUUAAUAUUGCAAGUAAGAUGACCCAAAACCAAAUUAAAUAUCAGAAGAAGCCUAAGGCAAUAGAGUCGACAGAAAAAAAGAUUAAUCACCUCAUCAUCCCAAAACCAAGAAACAAUAGAAGUUUAAAAAAAAUCAUGCUAAAAUUGAAAAAUCUAGAAAAAUGGAAGGUAAUUUUUUUUUCUAUAACCUAAUAGGAGACUAAUAAUAGAGAGACAUUGAUUUUAAUAAAAAAUCUAAGAAUUAAAAUAUUGAAUCAAAUUAAGAAAAUUCCUAGGGUUACAUUUCAAAUUAUGAGAAAUAAAACAAUGAUUGUGUAAAAGACUGCGUCAAAUCUGCAACUCCAUAUAAGAAGUAAUAAGGAUUGACAAAUGAAGAAAAGGAUAAAAAAAAAUAAUUUGAAAUUUAAUCUUUUGAAUAAGAUCAACAAUUUAAUUGCCAAUAGGUGAGUGAUUAAAAACAGAAAAUCUUUGAAACUCAAAAUGGUUAUUCUAUCGCUAGCUCCAAAUAAAUUAUUUAAGAAAAUGAAUUAUUUUCAAGUUCUACUGGUACUAAUACAAAAGGAGAAAUUAUGGAGCCCUUGUUGAAAAUAGAACAUAUUUUUAAUUCUUAAAAGGCUGAUUCUGAGAUAUUAGAGGAGAAAUGCUCGAAUAAUAGCUCAGUUGAAAUUUAGAAUAAACCAUUUUCUUACCUUCAUCUAGAUCCUGGAGAAAAAAAGGAAUUAGAAUAAAAUAGAAAUCAAAAUGAAGUUGAAAGUCCUAAAAGUAUGAAUUAAAAUUAGACAAUCUUAGAAACAUAAGAAUAAUAAUAAUAAUAAUAAUAAUAAUAAUAAUAGCAAUAAUAGUAAGAUAACAAAUAAAGAAAUUUAAUAUCGGAUUCAGUAAUUAUAAGCUUAUAAAUUCAAUGCAGUCCUUAGAAGUAAAUUGACUGUAAAGAAGACCAACAUAAAGUCAUUUCUCAAUAGCCAGAAUAAUAAAAAUAAAACUAAGACAUUUAAGAGGAUAGUAUCAUUAAUCACAGUCAUGAGAAUGUAUUGACAUCUGAUAAACCAUAGUUGAAAUUGAUAAAUAAUUCUGUCAAAAAGGACGAAAUUUCAUAAUAACCAUAAAUUGAAGAAAAAUUACAAAAUGGAUUACUUCAGAAUUCACUAGAGGAAUAAAUUUAGACUUCUUUAUCUUAAAAUAUAUCGUCAACAAUUAAUAAUGAAAGCACACAAAAAACUUCAAAGAUUACUUAGGAAAUUGAUCAAUAGGAAUAAUUAAAUCCGUAAUAAGAUUAAAUUUAAAAGUAAAAAAAUCCAUUUUUAGAGACUAGUUCUCUUAUCAGCUCAGAUUAAGUAAGUUAAUAUUUUUGGAAAGGUUUUUUUACAGAAAAUUCUUAAUUUCCUUUCCAAACAUAACAAUGUACAAGAAAUCAAAAUUUUCUAGAUUUAUUUAAGGUGUAGACCAAUAAUUCGCUUUUCAAUUUCAAUUUUCCUUAACAAAAUCAAGGAUAUCAAACUUAAAACAUAUAUAAUUCAUAAAAUAACGCUUAAAAGAAUAAUUAAUGCUUGAUUUAUAAGCAGAGGGAAAUCAUUGAUUAAGUACCAUUCUCAGAGUACUUCAAUGUAAUCCCACAAAACAAUUAUAAUCAAAAAAUAUCAAAUUAUUAUUCACCUAAUUUUUAGCAAAAAUAUUGUCAACCUACCAUUUAUUAGUAAUCUUAAACAAGUAAUCUGUUGAUUAAUUACUAAGCACCUAUCUAGUAAUAGAGCCUGUUUCCAUAAAUGCAGUAAUCCUCUUAUCAAAUAUCAAGCAUUAAUUUAUUUUAAUCGAAUUCCCUUUAGCCAAACACCAAUAUGAAUUGUUGCUAAGAAGAAGGUAGAAUAAAUCAUAUUUAUACUAAAUAGGAUGUACUUUCAUUAUUUUAAGAUACAAAUAUGAAGUAGGAUCAAAGUAAUAAAUAAAACCUAAAUUUAGAUUUAUUUGUUAUUGAUUCAGUUUAAAGUAGCAAUUAAUAAAGUAACUCAUAAUUCUAUAACUAAAAUAGCAACUUUAAGGGAUAUAAAAGAAAGCAGCGUAUUAAUAAUAAUUGA